AUGGAAGAAUACGAUUCGGACCAUAUUGCGCUCAUAACAGCGAUCAAAAAUGGAAAGUUCGACGAUGCGAGUGAAAUUUUGGCGCGCGAUCGCGAAAAUAAAUACGUACGUCCAUUAGGAAUUCUUCAAAUAACAGCUCUGCAGAUGGCUGCGUGGCAAGGAAACAUAGAUCUGUUGAAUCAACUCUACAAAAGAGGCGCCGAUAUAAACAGCAUAGAUAAUAUUGGUAGGUGCGCAUUUUAUUACACAGCGUACAGCGGUAAUGCUGAUGUGACAAAGUGGCUUCUUGAGCAUGGAGGAGACGUCGACAUCAAAAUCUGUAUCUACUCAUCUAAGAUCGACAUCCCUGAUAGUUUAUACACCGCGAACAUAAAAUAUAGCCCGUUAGAAAAACAGUUGCCAAUACCCGACUGCAAAGGACGAACGCCCUUGCAUUAUGCGGUGGAAAAUAAUCACGCAGCCGUUGUGCGCGUUUUAGUCGAAGACGUAGUAAAUGUGAAUGUUGAAGACGAGCUCGGGAUUAUUCCGUUACUCUUAGCAGGAAGCACGGUGAAAAGCUACGAUCUCAAUGAGAUGACUAAGUUCGUCGAAAUCGUUAAAAACCUAGUGGAAGCGUGGGCGUUUGUUAACGCUGUUCAUCCGGAAACGGGUAACACUGCUGUGUACCGUGCGAUAGAGCUAGGCAGUGCAGAAGCAACGAAGAUAUUAUUAUUACAUGGUGCAUCCCCACUCUAUAAAUGCCAGAACUCCGGAAGUACACCUCUUCACAUCGCCGCGAGUACAGGGAAUAUUGAAACCACGGUUCUACUUAAAACAAUUUCACGCCCGUUCAUUGACAUACACGAUCAGAACAAUCAUACUGCUCUUCAUAGAGCAGUUUAUCAGGGUCAUCGCGAGUGCGUACAAGCUUUGCUCAGAUGUGGAGCUAAUUUAGCUGAAGAAACAGACACGGGAGUCACCGCCGUGGAUGCGUUAUUUCAUCAUAUUGCGCAACCAUUCGACUUUUUAACAGACGUCUUGAAUUCUUGCGUACAAAGUCUUGCAACCGAUAAUUCUGAUACAAAGAAAUACGAGAAUAUCAUUGUCGACUUUGGUAUAUUGGCUCCAAGAGAUCAGGCGCAAAUGGAAGUAGUCACAGCCAUUAUUGCCGCAACUUCGGAUAUGAAGCAACUGGCAAUAUUACAGAAUCCAGUUGUAGAGACUUUUCUAAGAUUAAAAUGGGAGAGAUUAAGAAUAUUUUUCUUUCUUCUUAUACUUACACACUUGUCCUUUGUUAUUUCUCUUUCGAACUAUGCUUUAAUGUUUGCACAAAAUGAUGCUGAUCACGUGGCGACUCGAAGAAUAGUAGCAACCUGUCUUUUGCUUCACAAUAUAAUUCAAAUUAUAUUAGAACCAAAGUAUUAUUUGAGACAACUAGAAACGUGGUUGUCAUUCAUAUGCGUCAUACUAUCCUUGAUAAUAUCGAUAGCGGGAGGGUUCGCAAAGUGUUCAAAGGAAGAAAUUGAGUCUCAGCAUUGCAUGGAUUGGAUGCUACAUUCCAUCAGCAUCGCAAUCUUGCUGAGUUGGAUGCAAAUGAUGUUGUUAAUUAGCCGAGUUCUAAUGUGGGGAGAUUACGCACUCAUGUUUUACACGGUGUUAACAAACAUUCUAAAGGUUAACCAAACAUUUGGCUCCUUGAUGAUUGGAUUCGCAUUAAGUUUUGCCGUUCUGUUUCGCGGAAACAAUCAAUUUGUCAAUUUCUGGAGUUCUAUAAAGAUAACUGUGGUAAUGAUGAUGGGCGAGUAUGACUACGACAAGCUGUUUGAAAUUAAAGACGGUAAGAAAAAUUUUCUACCAGUCACAAGUGGAAUCGUGUUCAUGGUCUUCGUCAUGCUCGCCAGUAUCGUUCUGAUUAAUCUUAUGAUCGGUCUGGUGGUCAACGACAUUCAAGGUCUUGAGAAAGAGGGCCACAUACGUCGAUUAAUGAAACAAGCAAAUUUUGUCGCACAUCUAGAAAAAGUGACACACCACUUGUCACACCACUUUUUUUACGGCACUUGGCUACAUCGUCUCUUAAGAAAUUUCUCUGGUAAAAUAUUUCGCUCGAGACGAAAAAUUACUACAACAAUUAUUGUGUCCUCCCGUGAAAAAUGUUUUCGUUAUAUGAAUCGUAUUAUGAUCCCUACGAAGAUUCCAACGCAUCUAAAAGAAGCUUUAUUUUCGUUAGCCAAGAAAUCUUUCAAGAACGAUAAUUUAGCAGACAAAAACAAGGAAAUUAACGCUUCAAAACUGACUUUGAUACUAUCCGAAUUCGAGGAAGAAAUUUGAGAAUUACAAACACAUUGUCAUCAUAAUUUAACGAUUGGAAGAUCGUAGAAACGACGCAGGUUCUCUCAAAAGAAAACCUGUUUCAAAAGAGUCUUAAAAAUAUUUAGUAUAUUGCAAUCAUUUUUCCGUGUACUGAACUAUUAAUCUUUUAGCAACAUUUAUUAUACUCAUUAAAGUACUAUAAAAAAUUUCGUAACUGUAUUUUUUCAAAAAAGAUAAAAAAGGUGUGUAGGUGUGUGUGUGUGUGUGUGUGUGUGUGUGUGUU
Messenger RNA from Solenopsis invicta (red fire ant), 2572 nucleotides. RefSeq names its product transient receptor potential channel pyrexia. NCBI's taxonomy places the organism in Eukaryota, Metazoa, Arthropoda, Insecta, Hymenoptera, Formicidae. Gene Ontology annotation, molecular function: protein binding; monoatomic ion channel activity. Gene Ontology annotation, cellular component: membrane. Gene Ontology annotation, biological process: transmembrane transport; monoatomic ion transport. The record is from RefSeq and is a predicted model, not a curated record.